AAAAGAUUCCAUUCUCUUAGAUAGUACAAUUUUUUUACAUUUCCUAGAAUGUUGAAUAUUCUACUUACCAGUUGUUUUCUUGAUAUUGUUUUUAUUUAAUCGUGUGAAUACGUAUAAGUAAGAUACUCCAAAUUCAACGCUAAUUUCUUGAUAACGUGGCUAUAAAAAGUGGCCACAACUUUCUCAGCCUCCAUCUAACAUCACUAAACAUAACAAAAGAAAAAUGGCAAGUUUUGCAAAUACCAAAAGGCCUCAUGUAGUAUGUGUACCUUUUCCAGCACAAGGUCACAUAAGUCCAAUGCUCAAACUAGCCAAACUUGUUCACCACAAUGGCUUUUAUACAACAUUUGUUAACACUGAAUUCAACCACAAACGUCUUCUCCGGUCCAAUGGACCACAAUCCCUCGAUGGUUUGCCCGAUUUCCGGUUCGAGACUAUACCGGAUGGCCUCCCUCCUUCAGACCGCAAUGCCACACAAGAUCCUCCAUCAAUAUGUGCAGCUACAGCCAAGAAUUGUCUGGCACCAUUUCGAAAUCUCAUUAAUAAGGUAAACGCGACGGAGGGUGUUCCUCCAGUGACAUGUAUCGUGUCUGAUGGAGUUAUGAGUUUUACGUUGAGAGUUGCUGAGGAGUUGGGUAUUCCUGAUGUGUUGUUUUGGACUACAAGUGCUUGUGGUUUCAUGUGUUACUUGCAGUAUCGUCAGCUUGUUCAAAGAGGAUACACCCCUCUCAAAGAUGAAAAUGAUAUUACAAACGGAUACUUGGAGACAACAGUAGAUUGGGUCCCUGGAAUGAGAGAUAUGAGGCUAAAAGAUUUCCCAAGUUUCAUCAGAACAACAGAUCCCAAUGACAUAAUGCUUAAUUUCUUCUUAAAUGAAACUGAAACUGAAAGGAUUUCUAAAGCCACAGCUAUAAUCUUGAACACAUUUGAUGCAUUUGAGCAUGAUGUCUUGCAUGCCCUUCUCACCAUACAUCCAAACAUUUAUACCAUUGGUCCUUUACAACUUUUGCUCAAUGACACAAUUGUUGAUGAAAAGGUCAAAUCAAUUGGUUCAAAUUUAUGGAAAGAAGAUUUGAGCUGCAUUGAGUGGCUUGAUAAAAAAGAACGAAACUCAGUUGUUUAUGUGAAUUUUGGAAGUGUAACUGUGAUGAAUUACGACGAAUUUACUGAGAUGGCAUGGGGACUUGCUAAUAGCAAGAAACAAUUUUUAUGGAUCAUUAGGCCUGAUUUAAUUACAGGGGACGACGUUGUAAAUUUGCCUGAAGAUUUUUUAAGUGAAAUUAAAGAUAGAGGGAUGAUAGCCAGCUGGUGUCCUCAAGAGAAAGUAUUGAAACAUCGCGCUAUUGGAGGGUUCUUGACUCACAAUGGAUGGAAUUCCGUGUUAGAAAGUGUUUGUGCAGGCGUGCCAGUGAUUUGUUGGCCAUUUUUUGCUGAGCAACAGACGAAUUGUAGGUACAGUUGCAUUGAAUGGGGGAUGGGAAUGGAAAUAAUUGACCUCAAGAGAAGUGAAGUUGAGAUUCUUGUAAGGGAAUUGAUGGAUGGGGAAAAAGGAAAGAAGAUGAAGUUGAAAGCUAUGAAUUGGAAGGACGAAGCAGAGAAGGCUGCUAAUCCAGGAGGUUCUUCUUGUAUCAACUUGAACAAAUUGUUUAAUGAGGUACUUUUCGCUCCGAGCUCUGAGGUGUCAAAUGGUCGGGUUUGAUCAAACUUAGGUAUAUUAAACGGGUUAAUAAUGAUCAACUCGUCUAAAAUUUGAGCAGAUCGAAAUAGGUUGUGGGUUCAAAAUAAUAAAUUAUGUCUCAAUCUGUCUAUGUACUAAUGGACAUAUGCAAUAUUAACUCUGGAAAGUUGCUACUGUUUUUAGCUA
Molecule: messenger RNA, 1864 nt
Organism: Capsicum annuum
Lineage: Eukaryota; Viridiplantae; Streptophyta; Magnoliopsida; Solanales; Solanaceae
Product: 7-deoxyloganetin glucosyltransferase
Exons: 2
Coding region: 224-1699 (491 amino acids)
Molecular function (GO): UDP-glycosyltransferase activity
Source: RefSeq, a predicted model, not a curated record